GAUCUUCAAUAAGCCAGUAAUAGAAGUUAAAGAAAAAAAAAACUCAAAUUUGAAGUUCUGGUACUACACGAAACCUCCCUAUCCAUGGCCGCUCUCAACAGUAUCGCCUGCCGUAAACGCAUCGUUAAAUCCCAGAGUUUCCCCGAUUUCUCUCCAACCACUCGUCUCUCUCACAAAACCAGCUCAAACCUGUUAAAGCUCAACCCCAAAAACAGAAGAAAUUGGGUCAUUCAAUCAGUCACAGAGGACAAAGAAUUGGCUCCAAAGAAGAACAGUCAUUCCCAUGAACCUAAGAAGCUUUUGUUCCCAAAUGGCUCCAAAACUUUGGAGGCUUCUUCUUCAGAGGUUGGAGGUGGUCACGGUGAUGGUGGUGAUGGCCAUGAUGAUGUCGAGAAGUUGAGUAGUAGAGCAAUCAAUGCCUCUAUUGUUCUUGGAUUUGGCACGCUUGCUGUAUCCAAGUUGCUUACAAUUGAUCAUGAUUACUGGCAUGGAUGGACACUUUAUGAGGUACUCCGAUAUGUUCCACAACAUAAUUGGAUUGCAUACGAACAAGCUCUUAAAGCCAACCCAGUGAUAGCCAAAAUGGCAAUAAGUGGGAUAGUCUAUUCAAUAGGAGAUUGGAUUGCACAAUGUUAUGAAGGAAAGCCUCUUUUCGACUUUGACCGGACACGCAUGUUCAGAUCGGGCCUUGUUGGAUUUACUCUUCAUGGAUCCCUUUCUCAUUAUUAUUACCAGUUUUGUGAGGCUCUGUUUCCUUCCGAUGACUGGUGGGUGGUUCCAGCAAAAGUUAUCUUUGAUCAAACAGUUUGGGCUGCAAUCUGGAACAGUAUAUAUUAUGUAGUUUUGGGGUUCUUGCGUUUUGAAUCCUCGGCUAAUAUCUAUAAAGAACUGAAGGCAACAUUUUGGCCUAUGCUGACUGCAGGUUGGAAGCUUUGGCCAUUUGCUCAUGUGAUUACGUAUGGUGUCAUACCUAUUGAACAAAGGCUCCUUUGGGUUGAUUGUGUGGAGCUUAUCUGGGUAACAAUAUUGUCAACUUAUUCUAAUGAGAAAUCAGAAGCACGUAUAACUGAGCCAACGAUGGAUGCAGACUCGAAUUCAUCAAACAAUCCUCCUGAGGAAUAAUAAACGAAUCGAUAUCUCAGUUGUAAAGAGAGAUGAGAAACAUCAUUUAGGCGACUUGGAGGAUUACUUGUAGUGACUGGUGAAAGAGUAAAGUUCCCUACCAAGGAAUUUCACCCCAUAUACAACUUUUAUACUUUUUUCCUACAUUAGUCUUUCAGGUAAAGCAGCAAAGGAGUGGGGAUAUAAUUUGUAUCAAGAGAAGUGUAAUAAUAUGGACAUAGCAACAUUCCAUCCUUACCCUUGUAUGAUAUAUACUGAUGUAUUCAGUGGAAGAAAGUGACGGUUACAUACCACUGAUGGGUGUCGAAUCCACCAAUAUAAACCUACGCCUUAAUUUGUAAA
Molecule: messenger RNA, 1464 nt
Organism: Gossypium raimondii (Peruvian cotton)
Lineage: Eukaryota; Viridiplantae; Streptophyta; Magnoliopsida; Malvales; Malvaceae
Exons: 7
Coding region: 85-1122 (345 amino acids)
Cellular component (GO): membrane; cytoplasm
Source: RefSeq, a predicted model, not a curated record